AUGGAUCUGGUCGUGGUCCUGGUGGUCUGUGUCAUUUCUCUGCUUCUCCUUUCACUCUGGAAACAGAACCAUACGAAAGUGAAGCUCCCACCUGGCCCCACUCCUCUUCCAAUCAUCGGAAAUAGCCUACAGAUCAAUUUCAAGAAUAUCAGCCAAUCUUUCAGUGAUUUCUCAGAAACUUAUGGCCCUGUGUUCACUCUGUAUUUUGGCAUGAAACCCACAGUGGUUUUGCAUGGCUAUGAAGCAGUGAAAGAAGCCUUGUUGGAUCAAGAAGAGGACUUUUCUGGAAGAGCCCAUGUUCCAGUGUUUGAAAGGACGAAUAAAAACCGUGGAGUCGGUUUCAGCAAUGGAAAGACAUGGAAAGACAUCAGACGCUUCUCUCUCAAGGCUCUGCGGAAUUUCGGAAUGGGCAAGAGAAGCAUUGAGGAACGUGUUCAACAGGAAGCCCGAACUCUCGUUGAGGAACUGAGAAAAACCAAUGGAUACCGGAAGGAUGUCUAUUUAUGUUUUAUUCACUAUGAAAAGACAUUUGACGGCGUGGAUCGGAACAAAUUAGUGUAG
Molecule: messenger RNA, 561 nt
Organism: Elephantulus edwardii (Cape elephant shrew)
Lineage: Eukaryota; Metazoa; Chordata; Mammalia; Macroscelidea; Macroscelididae
Product: cytochrome P450 2C5-like
Exons: 4
Coding region: 1-561 (186 amino acids)
Biological process (GO): xenobiotic metabolic process
Cellular component (GO): cytoplasm; intracellular membrane-bounded organelle
Molecular function (GO): heme binding; iron ion binding; oxidoreductase activity, acting on paired donors, with incorporation or reduction of molecular oxygen, reduced flavin or flavoprotein as one donor, and incorporation of one atom of oxygen
Source: RefSeq, a predicted model, not a curated record